AUGGGUCCGAGGACGCUAUCUCAGCCUAGCGUCCUGCAGGCCUCAUGGAUGUUGGUCACACGAACAAGCCCAGACCAAAGACGAAACCGGUCGCACCAACAGACAGUCCAGGGCUCCCCCAAGUCGCCCCACCUCCACCCAAACCCAAACCCAACCCGCUCGCUCGCUCGCCGCCGGCCGCCGCCCAGCGCCUCCGCCGACCCCUCGCUCCCGCCGCACGCCGCCCCCAUGGCGGAUCCCUACCGCUCGUACCUCCCGUCCUCCUCUCACGACAGAGUUCCACUGGGCGGUUAUCCUGGGUAUGUUCCACAUGAGGAAUCAUCCUAUUAUGCUUCAAAAAUGGCUGCUCUGCGAGGAGUACCAAAUAUACCUAGAGUUGAUGUACCAUUACAGUCAAGAGCUUAUGGUUUGGAUGUUCCAGCAGGCGUGAGCCAUCCUGCUUAUGGUUUGGAUGUUCCAGCAGGCGUGAGCCAUCCUGCUUAUGGUUUGGAUGUUCCCGCAGGCGUGAGCCAUCCUGCUUAUGGUUUGGAUGUUCCAGCAGGCGUGAGCCAUCCUGCUUUGGUUGGAUUGGGUGCACUGCCAGCUGGAGCUAGGCCGCGGGGACCUAGCCCUUUGGAAGACCCAGCUCUAGUCCAGAGAAGUUCUUCACUUGGCAAAAGUGUCAGUGUUUCAGAAGUUGAGCGCCCCAAACCCCUUUUGAUUGUCGAUCGGCCAUCAGAAGAUGAAUCCAACAUUCUUUUUGUUGAUGGUCUCCCAACAGAUUGCACCAGGAGAGAAGUAGCUCAUUUGUUCCGUCCUUUCGUUGGCUUCAAGGACCUCAGACUUGUGCACAAGGAGCCCAGACGUAGUGGUGACAAGGCUUAUGCUAUGUGCUUUGUGGAGUUCAGUGACGCAAAAUGUGCAGGGACUGCUAUGGAGGCUCUCCAAGAAUACCGCUUCGACGAGAGGAAGGCCGACGGCCCAUUCCUCAAGAUUCAGUUCGCAAGGUUCCCGUUCCGACCUCCGCCAUCCCAUGAAGAUCGAAAACGCCCUAGUGCUCGCUGAUCUCCGUCAUCUAUAUAUCCCCCCCUUUGCCAGCAGUGUAUUGUAGGCAGUGGGCCAUUGUAGAUCAGCUAUGUUCGUUGAGCCUGUAGUAGCAACCUGUGAUGGGCCGUUGUCAGCUGGAGAUUGGCUAGCUGGACAGACUUGUCUGAUACCCACCUGCCUCCCUUGGCACAUUCGCCGUGUUCCCGCGUCACAUUUUUUGCGGGUGGAUAUGCUGGAAAUGAUAUGGCAUUCGCCGUGUUCCCGCGUCACAUUUUUUGCGGGUGGAUAUGCUAGAAAUGAUAUGGCAUUCGCCGUGCUCCCGCGUCA
This is a messenger RNA of Triticum dicoccoides, 1353 nucleotides long. RefSeq lists its product as uncharacterized. Lineage: Eukaryota; Viridiplantae; Streptophyta; Magnoliopsida; Poales; Poaceae. The coding region runs from base 1 to 1044 and encodes 347 amino acids. The record is from RefSeq and is a predicted model, not a curated record. The transcript has 7 exons. Gene Ontology annotation, molecular function: RNA binding.